Molecule: messenger RNA, 866 nt
Organism: Ixodes scapularis (black-legged tick)
Lineage: Eukaryota; Metazoa; Arthropoda; Arachnida; Ixodida; Ixodidae
Exons: 8
Coding region: 135-866 (243 amino acids)
Molecular function (GO): sequence-specific DNA binding
Source: RefSeq, a predicted model, not a curated record
UCCGCAUUUUUACUUCCCGGCAACAUUGUGCCGUUUGUUGACUUUACGCUCGUUGCUUGGCGUGGGGUCUGCGCCUUUUCGAAAGUUUCUUCCUCGGUGCGCCUUCUUUUCCGUCACUUCGUCCAUAGUGCACGAUGAAUAAUCCUACAAGGUCGUCAGGAGUGCACUGCGCUGUUUUCGGUUGUUCGAACAAUCAUCGCAAGAGGAACAAUCAGAGACAGCAAUUGUGCGCUGCUCACUUGCAAACGCCCUGCGAGUGUGGGAUAGUUAAGUUCCACCGUGUCCCCAAGGAUCCCGAACUGAAAAGAAAGUGGCUCUCCGCGCUGAACCGCAAGGACUUCAAGCCUACGGAACACACCCGGGUGUGCUCGGCGCAUUUCGUGACUGGGAAAAAGACGGGCGAGGAUAUCGUGCCGCAGCUUAACCUCGGGUAUGCGCGGAAGGUUGUCGUUGGGAGACGCCGUUUGGUGCGUGACGCAAGUGAGAAACCGCUGAUCACUAAGAAGCAAAGACUCUCCUCACAAGCUAGCUCUGGAGCUGUCACCGACUGUACGCAACCCGCCGAGCAGGUCAACGUCUCGGCCUCGACGUCACAACCAACUGCUGCUGAGCACACGGUCAUCGACUGUACGCAAGCCGCCGAGCAGGUCAACGUCUCGGCCUCGACGUCACAACCAACUGCUGCUGAGCACACGGUCACCGACUGUACGCAAGCCGCCGAGCAGGUCAACGUCUCGGCCUCAACGUCGCAACCAACUGCUGCUGAGCACACAGUCACCGACUGUACGCAAGCCGCCGAGCAGGUCAACGUCUCGGCCUCGACGUCACAACCAACUGCUGCUGAGCACGCGGUAGGUUCAAGUUAA